Neohortaea acidophila is the source of this 639-nucleotide messenger RNA. RefSeq lists its product as uncharacterized. The transcript has a single exon. The annotation marks the transcript as partial. The record is from RefSeq and is a predicted model, not a curated record. NCBI's taxonomy places the organism in Eukaryota, Fungi, Ascomycota, Dothideomycetes, Mycosphaerellales, Teratosphaeriaceae.
GUCCCCAUGCAAGUGCUUGCCCUAGGCUACUCACGGACCGGCACACUAUCCAUGCAUACGGCACUGCAGACCCUCGGCUACACCACCUACCACUUCUCCAACAUUUUCGCCAACGUCCGCGACGCCGACAUAUGGCAGGAACUGCUGGCGGCCAAAUUCCACAACAAAGAGAACAUCCCCUUCGACUACAAACACGCCUUCGACCAACUGCUCGGCGACUACAGCGCCGUCACAGACAACCCCUGCGCCCUGUUCUGGAAAGAGCUUAUCGAAGCCUACCCCGACGCCAAAAUCGUGCUCGUAGAGCGCAACGAGGAGACGUGGCUAAAGAGCAUCGCCGUCCUCUUCGACGGCGUGCUACACCCCAUCAGCACGCACGUUCUCCGCUUCACCGAUCCGUAUUGGUACGGGCGCGUCAUCAGCGCAGGGCGAGGGUGGAUCCUCGCCUCUACGGGACACGCCAGCGCCGCGGGAGCGAAGCAGAACGCUCUGGCGGUUUACAGGAAGCACUACGCCGACAUUCGAGCCGCGGUGCCGGCGGAGAAGAUGCUGGAGUUUCGGCUCGGGUCUGGAUGGGAGCCUUUGUGUAAGUAUCUGGGCAAGCCGGUGCCCGAUGUGCCGUUUCCGCGUCUGAAUGAA